This is a messenger RNA of Cylicostephanus goldi, 1011 nucleotides long. The record is from the annotation of a GenBank genome assembly. Lineage: Eukaryota; Metazoa; Nematoda; Chromadorea; Rhabditida; Strongylidae.
GAAGAUGAUGUUGAAUUUGAGUUAAUUCAAAUACUGGAGAACGCUAACAACGGAUCCAUAUCUCUUGGUCAUCUUGGACACGCUCAUAUGGAACAAGAGAGAAUUUGGCCACAGGAAUUUCGAUCGAGGAAAAGAUUGCGAAAAGAGAGAAGGAGAAUCGGACAUGUACAACAUCUCGAUCGCCCAGGCAGCUUCGGCGCUCCCAUAUUCCAUCCAACGUUGGAUACGAAGCAACGACAGCAUCACUCCGAUAAAGUGGAUUAUUCGAAUCAAGAUGCCAAACCGGUAAUGCUUCAAGCCGAGACCAUUACCACGACAACGACUGCACCGCUUUUUACAUUCCCAACAUUUCCCCCUUACACUUUCCCUACAAUCCUUCCCUCCCCGCACCUAUUACUGUUCGAUGGCCACAACUCUGUUCCCACUCCCAGAAUGGUGAACAAUGUCUCAGUUUCUUCGCAUGCAUUUGGAAUUACUCAGCCGAAUCAUUCUGCGUUACCAUCCGCAGCUGUGAAUGGUCAAACGCAUGCUUUUGAGUCUCCGAUGUCGGCGUUCAUGCAGUUACCACACCUUCACCAGUUGCCUCAGCCUCAGCUAGUCUCAAAUGACAUUGGUGCGCAGGAGCACAAUGGAACGAUGGCGAGUCCAUUCAAUAUAUUCGCUGCCCAGCAGGCGCACCAUGUGGAUUCACAGUCUGCAGAUCAUCAGCGAAUGGCUCUGCCACUCUACCAGCCUUUUGAGGCUACACAAACACCUGUGAAGCACAAUGACUAUGCUUCUCUUCUAGAACAACAAAUCCUUAACCCCUUUUCCUACUCGCCUAACGCACAGACAACAGCAACUCACCUAGGAAGGCAGAAGACAGAUAGAUUACCAAUACGUGGUGAGGAAAGAACUGACGUGGUAGAGCCGUCACUGCCACCGACUCAUCAACAACUAGGGGCGCUAUUCCGUCCUCCACCAUUCCCCGCCCUUACUUCAGCACUACAAAAUUUCCAAGCACAGGGAUAA